Telopea speciosissima is the source of this 2082-nucleotide messenger RNA. Its product is annotated as non-lysosomal glucosylceramidase-like. The record is from RefSeq and is a predicted model, not a curated record. Gene Ontology annotation, biological process: carbohydrate metabolic process. NCBI's taxonomy places the organism in Eukaryota, Viridiplantae, Streptophyta, Magnoliopsida, Proteales, Proteaceae. Gene Ontology annotation, molecular function: beta-glucosidase activity. The coding region runs from base 127 to 2031 and encodes 634 amino acids. The transcript is spliced from 8 exons.
AGGACUGCAAAUGGACAAUCACCAGUAACAUUUGCCAUAGCAGCACAAGAGAAAGCUGAUGUUCGGGUCUCUGCAUGUCCCCAUUUCAUUAUAUCUGGAAAUUCCCCAGGAAUAACAGCAAAAGACAUGUGGCAAGAAAUUAAAGAGCGUGGUUCUUUUGACCACCUUGAUUCUGAUGAAAAACCAGUGCCUACAGAACCUGGAUCAUCUAUCGGUGCAGCCAUAGCAGCUUCUCUGACUAUUGCAUCUCACAGUGUUGGCACUGUUACAUUCUCAAUGGCAUGGGCCUGCCCGGAAGUAAAGUUUUAUAGUGGGAAGACUUAUCACAGGCGCUACACAAAAUUUUAUGGCAUACAUGAGGAUGCAGCAGCAAAAAUUGCACAUGAUGCUAUUCAUGAGCAUGGCCAUUGGGAGUCCCAGAUAGAAACAUGGCAGAGACCUAUUCUUGGAGACAGAAGAGUUCCUGAAUGGUACCCUAUCACUCUCUUCAAUGAGCUCUACUACCUUAAUGCAGGGGGAACGAUUUGGACAGAUGGAUCACCUCCAAUGCAAAGUUUAGUAACCAUUGGAGAAACAAAAUAUUCUCUCGAGAAAUCUAGAUCAGACUUCACAAAUAAGAUUGAUACUAACCACCCAAAUGAUACUGCCGUGGAUAUUCUCGAAAGGAUGGCAUCGAUACUUGGGCAAAUACACAGUCCAGUCUUAACAAAUUCUUCUUUUGGAACAUAUUUGCUUCAAAAGGGUGAAGAAAAUAUAGGUCAACUACUCUAUUUUGAAGGGAAUGAGUAUCAGAUGUAUAACACAUAUGAUGUACAUUUCUACUCGUCUUUUGCAUUAAUUAUGCUGUUUCCAAAACUUGAACUCAGCCUCCAGAGAGAUUUCGCAGCUGCAGUAAUGAUGCAUGAUCCUAGUAAGAUAAAAUUAUUAUCUGAUGGUAAUUUGGUCCCAAGAAAGGUCCUCGGUGCUGUUCCUCAUGAUCUUGGAAGGAAUGACCCAUGGUUUGAAGUAAAUGCUUAUACCCUUUACGACACAAAUAGAUGGAAAGACUUGAAUUCUAAAUUUGUUCUCCAAGUUUACAGGGAUGUGGUUGCUACGGGUGAUAAGUUAUUUGCAAAAGCUGUUUGGCCCUCCGUCUAUAUGGCAAUGGCUUAUAUGGACCAGUUUGAUAAGGAUGGGGAUGGGAUGAUUGAGAAUGAAGGCUUUCCUGACCAGACUUAUGAUGCAUGGUCAGUUAGUGGUGUGAGUGCCUAUACUGGUGGACUUUGGGUGGCAGCCUUGCAGGCUGCUUCAGCCUUGGCACAUGAAGUUGGUGACACUGCUUCUCAAGAUUAUUUCUGGCAUAAGUUCAAGAGAGCUAAGGCUGUAUAUGAGAAAUUAUGGAAUGGUUCUUACUUUAAUUAUGAUGAUAGUUGUGGUAGUUCAAGUGCAUCUAUUCAGGCUGAUCAGUUGGCUGGGCAAUGGUAUGCUCGGGCGUGUGGUCUUUCAACAAUUGUUGACCAUGACAAAGCAAAAAGUGCACUUGAGAAGGUUUACCAUUUCAAUGUCUUAAAGGUGAAGGGUGGCAAGCGGGGGGCAGUGAAUGGGAUGCGACCAGAUGGAACAGUUGAUAUGUCAGCAUUGCAGUCAAGAGAAAUAUGGUCUGGUGUCACAUAUUCUGUUGCUGCAUCUAUGAUUCAUGAAGGCAUGGUUGAAAUGGCAUUUAACACUGCAUUUGGAGUCCAUGAAACUGUCUGGUCCCAAGAAGGGCUUGGAUAUUCUUUUCAAACCCCAGAAGGAUGGAACACCUAUGACCAGUACCGAUCUAUGGCCUACAUGCGCCCAUUGGCUGUAUGGGCAAUGCAAUGGGCCUUAUCGCCACCGAAGCUCUACAAGGAAGAGAAAAAACCAGAAUUGGAGGAAGUUCCAUUGUUUAUGCACAAUGCUGGAUUCUCAAAAGUUGCAGGUCUUCUCAAGUUGCCACAACUGGAGACUUCUAAAAAAGGCCUACUCCGGGUUUUUUUCGAUUGGACUUGCAGGAGGAUGUGGAUGUAACACUAUUUUAAACAAAAGCUUGUGGAAGUUUCUUGAGUUCUUCAUAUUUAU